Molecule: messenger RNA, 6472 nt
Organism: Boleophthalmus pectinirostris (great blue-spotted mudskipper)
Lineage: Eukaryota; Metazoa; Chordata; Actinopteri; Gobiiformes; Gobiidae
Product: disks large homolog 1-like
Exons: 25
Coding region: 533-3694 (1053 amino acids)
Biological process (GO): neurotransmitter receptor localization to postsynaptic specialization membrane; chemical synaptic transmission
Cellular component (GO): postsynaptic density membrane; neuron projection; neuromuscular junction
Molecular function (GO): kinase binding
Source: RefSeq, a predicted model, not a curated record
GGCCCUGUUUACCCCCUAACACAGAAGACGCACUUGUGUAGCCAGCGCGUAAUGCCGCUUUCUCACCGGGUUUCUGACGUGGGAGCCGGGUAUGCAUGUGCGCGCUCACCCCGUACGCACGACAGGACCGCCUAACCGGUUCAGCAGCGUUUAGCAGCGUCAACCUACAACCCGAUACUUUACUUUGACACCGCAAUCUCGCUCCAAACAACCGAAAAUGUGCGUCAAAACUAUCUUAAACUUCUAAACUCGUGCAAAAAGCGAACCUGCUGAAAGCGUUCCUGGGGGAUCCAAGUCCAUUCGCGGCGAACGUAUCCAAGGAUAUACCACUACUUUCACUUUACGCACUUGUUUUGGAAGUUUUAACUCGACUUUCAGCGGAUUUAACCUGUUUUUUUUUCUUAACAUCACGCAGCAGAGGAUUAUUUGCCGCUUGUUGUCCCACUUUGCAGCCGGACCAGGAUACGGACCGACGCGCACAUCUGUAUCACCAAAAUUAACGCGGUGACGCUGCAGGAACACGUCUGUCACCAUGCCCGUGCGACAGAAAGAUGCCCAGCGCGCUCUGGAGCUCCUGCAGCAGUAUCGCGUCAAACUGGAGCAGAGGCAGAGCUCCGGGUCAGAGGACGACUCGCAGCUCCACUCCAGCCUCGACCGAGUCAUCUCUGUGUUUCAGAGCCAGCUCUUCAACGCUCUGCUCGAUAUCCAGGAGUAUUACGAGCUGACCAUCAUAGCUGACUCCGGAGCCCAGUCUGAACAUGUCCCCUCCUCGACCCCCUCCUCUGCCCCUUCACCUGCCCCUCUCACCCCCACAGCGUCUGGAGAAUCUACAAAACCCAAAAUCUCCCCCAAACCCAAGUCCUUCAAGUCUCCGGCUCCUCCCAUACCCGCCGGAGUCCCGCCAGCCAAACCGACGCCAUCGCCGCUCCAAUCCCAACCGAGCAAGAAGUACCGCGCUCCUCUGCCUCCCGCUGUCUCCAAGUCUUCCGCCGGUGACCCAACUCUGAAAGAAAUGCCACAAAACGGAGAAAAAGACUUGUCCGAUCCCGCUUCUGAGUACUCCACCAUCUCACCCCACCCUCCAGUGAGCGCAGGGGAGCAGGUGGUGGUAUCUGCCCUGGUUUCCAGCACCAUCCAGAGUCUGAUGCCCUCUUCUCCGGCCGAUAAGGGGACGUCCCAUAAUGUUACGCCCAAAAGUCCAAGUUCGAACAGUAAAGAGGCCGCGUCGCAGAAGGGGACCCCCACAGCCCAGAGCCCGAGCGGUUCGACCCAGGGAAAGUUCACCUUCACGGGGAUCAGUCCGACCAUCAGCCCUGGGCCGUUUGCCAAAGGGCCCCUGCUCAGCCCAAAGAGCCCAGGUUCGGGUAAACUGUCCCCGUCCAGCCCCCCUCCUGGUCCACUCAGCCCCAAACCAGUGCUCACCCCAAAGACGCCGGUCAAGGUAGAUUCUCCCGAUGGACUUUUCGAUGAGGAGGCGUGGCCGGGUCCGGACGGGGAGCGAAUCAGUGAAGUCCCCGCUCCACCUUUCUCCUCCCUCUAUCCUCAAAGCCACGCCUACUUUCAGGCCAACCCUCCUCCAGUCGUGGUCAACACAGACAGCGUAGAAACACCCCCAUAUGUGAAUGGAACAGAAGCAGACUACGAGUAUGAAGAAAUCACUCUGGAGCGGGGUAACUCAGGCCUGGGCUUCAGUAUUGCAGGAGGCACAGAUAAUCCUCACAUUGGAGAUGACCCCUCCAUUUUUAUCACUAAGAUCAUCCCUGGAGGAGCAGCUGCACAAAAUGGACGCCUGAGGGUGAACGACUGUAUCGUGCGAGUGAAUGACACAGACGUGCGUGAGGUGACCCACAGUGGAGCGGUGGAGGCGCUGAAGGACGCGGGGGGCCUGGUCAGACUCUGUGUGAGACGCAGACGCAGCCUCAGCGACAGAGUCCUGGACAUCAAACUGGUCAAGGGCCCUAAAGGUCUGGGCUUCAGUAUCGCAGGUGGAGUGGGAAACCAGCACGUUCCCGGUGACAACAGCAUCUACGUGACCAAAGUGAUCGAGGGAGGAGCAGCGCACAAAGACGGACGGCUACAGAUAGGGGACAAACUUAUUGCUGUGAAUGGGACGUGUCUGGAGGAGGUGAGCCAUGAGGAGGCAGUAGCAGCUCUCAAGUCCACUCCAGACGUGGUUUAUCUCAGAGUCUCCAAACACACUUCACUUUUCAUCAACGACAACUUCCCCCCACCGGACGUCACCAACUCGUACUCUCCGCACCAGGACAAUCACGUGCACAGUCCGUACAUGAGCGGCAGUCAGUCCGUAAGCCCCGCCCCCCUGACCACGCCCAGAUACUCCCCUCUGCCUCGCUCCGUGACCGCCGACGAAGACAUCUCCAGAGACCCUCGGCGUGUGGUUCUUCAGCGUGGCUCAACUGGUCUGGGCUUUAACAUCGUGGGAGGAGAGGACGGGGAGGGCAUCUUCAUCUCCUUCAUUCUGGCGGGAGGACCAGCCGACCUCUGUGGAGAACUGCGCAAAGGAGAUCGCAUCCUCUCAGUGAACGGCGUGGAUCUGUCCAGUGCCACUCAUGAACAGGCAGCUGCAGCUCUGAAGAACGCUGGGCACACGGUCACUAUAGUGGCCCAGUACAAACCGGAGGAGUACAGCCGGUUCGAGGCAAAGAUCCAUGACCUGAGGGAGCAGAUGAUGACGAGCAGCAUCAGCUCCAGCUCCACGUCUCUGCGCUCCACUCAGAAACGCACUCUCUAUGUCAGAGCGCUGUUUGAUUUCGAUGGUGCCGAGGGGGACUCCAGCGCCCCGGGCCAGGUUUUGGGCUUCCGAUUCGGGGACAUCCUCCACGUGAGCAGCGCCGGAGAGGAGGAGUGGUGGUCCGCACGGCACCUCAACCCCCCUCCCCCCAACUGCCCCGAGGUGGGGGUCAUUCCCAGCCGCAGGAGAGCUGAGAAGAAAGAGAGGUCGCGACUCAAGACGGUCAGAGUGAACAAGACUCAGGACAGAUCUGACGGAGAUGAUAAAGAGCUGGUCACCUCAGGGACCAGUGAUAGUGAAAGUAGCUGCUGCCAAGAAGAGUCGUACCUCACAUACCAGCCCGUUAUGCAACAAGAAGUGAGCUACACGCGUCCUGUGAUCAUUCUGGGGCUGAUGAAGGACCAAGUCAACGAUGACCUCAUCUCUGAGUUUCCAGACAAGUUUGGCUCCUGCGUCCCACACACGACCCGGCCGCGGCGGGACUAUGAGGUGGACGGCCGGGACUAUCACUUCAUGGCGUCUCGGGAGCUGAUGGAGCGAGAGAUCCAGGAGCACAAGUUCAUCGAGGCCGGACAGUACAACAACCACCUGUACGGCACCAGCAUCCAGUCUGUGCGCCAGGUCGCAGAGAAGGGUAAGCACUGUAUCCUGGACGUGUCAGGGAACGCCAUCAAGCGUCUGCAGCUGGCAGGACUCCACCCCAUCGCCAUCCUCAUCAAACCCCGCAACAUCGAAAACAUCAUGGAGAUGAACAAGCGCCUAACGGAGGAGCAGGCCCGCAAGACCUUUGACCGAGCCAUCAAACUAGAGCUGGAGUUUACAGAGUUUUUCACUGGGAUCGUGCAGGGGUCCAGUCUGGAGGAGAUCUACUCGCAGGUUAAACACAUAAUCGAGGAGCAGUCGGGACCGUACAUCUGGAUUCCCACAAAAGAACGUCUGUGAACGCAGCACCGCCUCCACAACCACCGCCCAUUGUAAUCUUAUCAGCCUGCUUCCUCUGCUCCUCACUUCAACACAAAUCUAUAUAUUCAUCUAUCAAGCACAUACUAGUACAUGGACCUGGCUGGGACUAUCUGGGAGGGGCUUAAGCAUCCCAGCAGCCAACGGGAGGACCCCCUUUGCUCGGUUCCUUAAUGUUUAAGGAAGUGGUGACCGCAACGAAGCAUUGAUAUAAUUAUUGUUAAAACCUUUUUUUUUUCUUGCGUCAAUUCUUGUGUUUUUUUUUUCAUAUUAUCGAAUGCAUAACUCAUGUGUAUGGGGUUGACGAAGAGGAGCUGGACUUUUGCACGCCGUAGCUUUAAGAGCAUGUUUAUAAUGGGGUAUAUGUUGACCUAUGAUCCCUGUCUCUCUCUCUCCUCAAAGCCAUUGUUUCCCAUUGGCCCAUCCAUCUAUUAUUAUUAGUAUUGUAGGAACUAAAUACGAAAUUGAACCCCCCUGACUGUGGCGUAGACUGCAGGAUUAAACUCAACGAAACCAGGAAUCCGUAGGUUGUGUUAAUAUGAUGUUUACAUAUUUAAAUUGGAAGGAAAUGUGGUAGUUUUUGCUUUGUGUCUGAAAUUUUGAGGCUUAUCUACAUACAACAAUAAAAAUUAAAAUCCAUGUAUCCUCUUAAACUACUUUUUUUUUUUUUUUUUUUUGCUUUUGAAAUCAGUGAUAUUCAGAAUAGAUCAACAGAGGUGGGUAAAAGCCAAACAUUAUACUUAUUACUUAAAGCUUCACUCUGUAACUUUUCUGGUGGAGGAUCUGCUACCUACAUUUGUCCAUGGAGAUGUUAUUGCUUUGUUUGGAAUGUCCCAUGGUAUGACAUUAAACAUCCUUAUAGCAUAUAUUCAUUACAGGUGUUUUUAUUGCUCAAAAAUACAGUAAUUCCUUCUGUGAAUAGGGGCGACUCUCCACAGAUCUGAACUGUAAUGUAGCACAGUGCUGUAACGGUCCAGUGGUCCCCAACCUUUUUUUUUUUUUUGUGCUCUUAGGGACAGUAUUUUCACGGAAGGUGGCAUGGGAGGAAGCGCGGUGCACAGUUCACACAGCAUGAUUUAGUCCUGGUUUGGACCUGGUUUAGUCCUGGAUAAAUCUUGUUUUAGUCCUAGUUUAGUCCUGGUUAAAUAUUGUUUUAGUCCUAGUUUAGUCCUGGUUUAGUCCUGGUUAAGACUAGUCAGGCUGGUAACACCUAGUGCUUCCACUUAAUUUAAUUUCUCUCCAGUGACUACAUCAGGAAUCAGAAUACACUUGACAGUUCGCAAAACAGUCAUGAGUUCGGGCACCAGCCAAUCAGCGAAGAGCCAUAUAUUCUGUAUUGGCAUCGAUUCCUGAGAUCAAGGAUUUUGGAAUGUUUGGUGAAUUUUAUCAAGGGGAAAGAUGUUAUUGCCCUCUUCCUACGGAAUUUGGGAAAAGCUUAAUAUAUCAGUUACAUACACCACAACCAAAUAGCAGCGAUUGGUUAAAUACAAAAGUACCCGCCUACUGUUGAGUGAACGAAUCCUAACGCUGCGAGGUCAGACGGUUUCCACAAAGUGAAACCGGCUGAUGAAUCAGGCUAGGUUUAGUCCUGAUUUAGACCUGGUUUAGACCUGGUUUAGACCUGGUUUAGACCUGGUUUAGACCUGGGGCGGUCUACAUGGCGUACAUGAAAAGACACGGCCCACGCGGCGUAUAGGGGGGUUAGCACUUUUGCAGCCUGAUACCAAAGGACUCACGGCCUGGUACUGGUUCAUGGCCUGGGUGUUGGGGACCCCCUGCUGUAACCUGUUUGUUUUACUGUAGUCUACACUAGUUGUACUCUAUAUUGUGAAACAUUCUGGACAAAGCACUAACAUUUCCAUGGAGACAAGCAGGUGGCACUAGAAACUAGAAAACGUGGUGCCCUUUUAAAGCUUCAUUAUGUAACUUUUCUGGUGGAAGGUCCUAGUCCCAGUUGGUUGUCUCAGUUAAGAUGUUGCUUUCUCUGGAAUGUUCCAUAGUAUGGCAUUAAAUCUAUCUGGCAUUCAGUCAGUUAAAGGUGUUUUUAUUCCUGAAAUGAUUCCUGAAAAAAAUGCUUUCUGACUGUCAGCAGGGUCAAUGAGUCUCCACAGAUCUGACCUGUAACUUGGUCUGGUGGCUUCACCUGCUUGUCUCCAUGGAAACAGAUAAUGCCAUAUUAAAUUAUUCACUACCCACCUCUGUAACUUGACACAAAAUCACUUCUAUUUAAAUAAAAAAGUAUGCUAUGAAAAUGUAUUAUCUUUGAAUGGAGAAUGAAUUUAACUGUAUCAAAACUUUUUCAUUUAAAGCUGCAUUGUGUAACUUUUCUGGUGGGGGGUCCGUCACACGCUUUUCUCCAUGGAGAUGCUAUUGUUAUUUAUCCAAAAUGUUCCACAGUAUUGAGCAAAACUAUCAAUCACGAGGGAGGCAAACAGGUUACAGCUCCUCCCCACUUACUCCCAGUGUCUCUUUCUACAUUUCUAUCACCAUAGAAACCAAACCAGACCAAGUUACAGGUCAGAUCUGCGAAGAGGCGACCCCGCUCAGUUAGAAUGCCUGUUUUUCUAGGUAUUUUUGAGCAAUAAAACCAUCUGUAAUUGAAAAAAGCAGUGGCAUAUCCACAGAAACACGCAGGUGACUAACCUCCAACCAAAAAGUUACACAGUGCACCUUUAGGUUGAUUCAUAUUGGCUCAAAUCUAAGGGCUUUUCUCUGUAAUGCCUUGGUCCCCCGUUUAUCCCCCCACACGUAUAUUACUGU